Molecule: messenger RNA, 5510 nt
Organism: Pantherophis guttatus
Lineage: Eukaryota; Metazoa; Chordata; Lepidosauria; Squamata; Colubridae
Gene: ATRN
Product: attractin
Cellular component (GO): Golgi apparatus
Molecular function (GO): protein binding
Source: RefSeq, a predicted model, not a curated record
GAGGGGGGAAAAAAAAAAAAACAAAAAACGGCCGGUCCUCCUCCUCCUCCUCCUCCUCCUCGCCGUCGUCUUUAUCCGAAAAGCGACCUUCGGCCGCCCGGCGGGCUCCGGCCAUGGAGCGGUGGGACCGGCGGGGGCGUCGUCGGGGGGCGUCGUCGGGCCUGCCGGCCUUGCCGUGGCGGCUGCUGCUGCUGGUGGUGCCCCUGCUGGCGGCGUGGGGCGCGGAGUCGGCCUCGGCGGACGGCAAGGCGUGCGAGAAGCCCUGCGCCAACGGAGGACGCUGCCAACCCAGCACCGGCCAGUGCGAGUGCCAGCCCGGCUGGGUGGGCGACCAGUGCCAGCACUGCGGGGGGCGCUUCCGGCUUACUGGACCUUCAGGAUAUGUAACGGACGGGCCGGGAAAUUAUAAAUACAAAACAAAAUGCACGUGGCUCAUAGAAGGAAAGCCCAACACGGUCUUGAGGCUUCGCUUUAAUCACUUUGCAACCGAAUGCAGCUGGGAUCACCUCUACGUCUACGACGGAGACUCCAUCUAUGCUCCGUUACUGGCCGCUUUUAGCGGCCUGAUCGUUCCCGAGCGGGAGAGUAACGAGACGGUCCCUGAAGUUACGGCCACCUCCGGCUACGCUCUUCUGCACUUCUUCAGUGACGCCGCUUACAACCUGACAGGCUUCAACAUCACCUACCACUUUAACGUCUGCCCCCAGAACUGCUCUGGCCGAGGGGAAUGUCGGCCUGGGAACGGCAGCCAAACGGUUGAAUGCGAGUGUUGGGAACAUUGGAAAGGAGAGGCCUGUGAUAUUCCCAAUUGCCCAGAAGACUGUGGCUUUCCGGAAAGGGGUCACUGCAGCGUGAACGGAACUCAGGGCUGUGUCUGUUACCCUGGUUGGCAAGGUAUCGACUGCUCGGUUCCUAUUCCGGCAAAUCGCUCCUUUUGGACCCGGGACGAAUUCUAUAUCCCCAAACUGCCACGCGCGUCUCACAAAGCCGUGGUCCAAGACGAGCUCAUGUGGGUGAUCGGCGGCUACAUGUUCAAUCACACGGACUCUCAGAUGGUCUUGGCGUAUAAUCUGGAGUCCAGACAAUGGAUGACCUUGGGCAGUUCUGUGAACACCGUGGGAAUCAGAUAUGGGCAUUCAAUAGCCUUACACGAAAACAAAAUCUACAUGUACGGAGGCAAGAUAGACGAAAGCGGCAACGUAACCACUGAGCUCUGGGUCUUCCACAUCUCCAACCAUUCCUGGGUUCCCCUGGCGCCAAAGGCCAAGGAGCAGUACGCCGUGGUGGGCCACUCCGCCCACAUGGUCACCCUGCAGGACGGCUCGGCGGUAAUGCUGGUCCUCUUCGGGCACUGCCCUCUUUACGGCUAUAUCAGCAGCGUGCAGGAGUACAAUCUAGCCACAAACACAUGGAGCAUUUUACAAACCCGAGGAGCCCUGGUGCAAGGAGGAUACGGCCACAGCAGCGUGUACGACGAAAACUCCAACUCCAUCUAUACCCACGGGGGUUACAAGGCGUUCAGCGCUAACAAAUACAGGCUGACGGACGACCUGUACAAAUACGAAGUUCGUAAGUACAAGUGGACUAUUCUGAAAGAGAGCCGGUUCUCCCGCUAUUUGCAUUCGGCGGUCAUCGUCAGCGGGGCCAUGUUGGUUUUCGGAGGAAACACCCACAACGACACCUCCAUGAGCCAGGGGGCGAAGUGCUUCUCUUCAGACUUCAUGGCCUACGAUAUAGCUUGUGAUCGCUGGGCGGUGCUUCCUCCACCUGAUCUCCCCCACGACAUCAACCGGUUCGGACACUCGGCUGUGCUGAGCAACAACACCAUGUACCUCUUCGGAGGCUUCAACAGCCUGCUCUUGAGCGACAUCGUAAAAUAUACGCCCGAAAGCUGCGAAGCGUACCCCACUCAGGCCUCCUGCUUAAAGGCGGGCCCUGGACUCCGAUGUGUCUGGAACGGAUCCGUUUCCCAGUGCCUCCCUUGGGAAAUGGCCGCCACGCAGCAAGAACGCAAAACGAACGAAGAAUGUCCUUCUUGGCUGGCUGUGGACCAUGAAAAAUGCGACCAGAUUACAGACUGCUACAGCUGCACGGCCAACACCAACUGGUGCCACUGGUGCACUGACCAGUGCCUGUCCAAGAACAGCAAUUGCUCAGAAGACCAGACCCCCAUUACCGCCUUCGAAAGCUGCCCCAAGGACAACCCCGCCUUUUACUGCAACAAAAAAACCAGUUGCAAGAGCUGCAGCCUGGACCAGAACUGCCAGUGGGAAGCCCGGAAUCAGGAAUGCAUCGCUUUGCCUGAAAACAUCUGUGGCGCAACGUGGCACCUGGUGGGCAAUUCUUGCCUGAGAAUCACCAACACUAAAGAUAGCUACGACAACGCCAAGUUGGCUUGCAGGAGCCAUAAUGCGGCUCUGGCCUCCCUCACUACACAGAAGAAAGUGGAAUUCCUUCUGAAGGAGCUGCAGAAGACCCAGUCCUCGCCCAAAGCUUUGACACCCUGGGUGGGACUGAGGAAGAUCAACAUCUCGUACUGGUGCUGGGAGGACAUGUCUCCCUUUACCAACACCAUGCUCCGGUGGCUUCCGGGGGAACCCAGUGACAUCGGCUUCUGCAGCUAUUUAGCGGAGCCCAGCAACCAAGGCUUGAAGGCCGCCACCUGCAUCAACCUGGUCAACGGCAGCGUCUGCGAAAGGCCAGCCAAUCACAGCGCCAAGCAGUGCCGCACCCCCUGCGGCCUGAGGACGGCGUGCAGCGAAUGCACCAGCAGCAACUCCGAGUGCAUGUGGUGCAGCAACAAGAAGCAGUGCGUGGACUCCAACGCGUACGUGGCCUCCUUCCCUUAUGGCCAGUGCAUGGAAUGGCACACCGUCAGCAGCUGUCCACCUGAAAACUGUUCGGGCUACUUCACCUGCAGCCACUGCCUGGAGCAACCGGGGUGCGGCUGGUGCACAGAUCCCAGUAACACCGGGAAGGGCCGAUGCAUGGAAGGCUCUUCGAGGGCUCCGAUGAAGAUGCCAACGGUCUCCCUGCCCUCAACGGGAAAACCCUACCCAGACCCCGUCCUGGAUGCCAGCCUGUGCCUGACGGAGAACAAAUACAACUGGUCCUUUAUCCAGUGCCCAGCCUGCCAGUGUAACGGGCACAGCAAAUGUAUCAACGAGAGCGUCUGCGAGCGAUGUGAGAACCUGACCACGGGCAAACACUGCGAGACGUGCAUCUCCGGUUACUAUGGAGACCCCACGAACGGAGGGACCUGCCAGCCCUGCAAGUGCAACGGCCACGCUUCCAUCUGCAACACCAACACCGGGAAAUGUUUCUGCACAACCAAAGGGAUCAAAGGAGAAGAAUGCCAACUGUGUGAAGUCGAGAAUCGAUACCAGGGUAACCCUCUCAAAGGAACCUGCUACUAUACCCUUCUCAUCGACUAUCAGUUCACUUUCAGUCUCUCCCAAGAAGACGACCGCUAUUACACCGCAAUCAAUUUCGUGGCGACACCCGAAGAGCAAAACAGGGACCUGGACAUGUUUAUCAACGCUUCGAAAAACUUCAACCUUAACAUCACUUGGUCGACAAGCUUUGCAGCUGGUACACAGGCCGGAGAGGAGAUUCCAGUGGUUUCAAAGAAUCAAGUCAAGGAAUACAAGGACAGCUUCUCCAACGAGAAAUUUGAUUUCCGCAACAAUCCCAACAUCACUUUCUUUGUCUACGUCAGCAACUUCACCUGGCCUAUAAAAAUUCAGAUUGCGUUCAGCUUCCAUCCCAUUCCUGACCGCUCUCAUCACUGAGCCAAUAUCGGUUCCGUUUGAUGCAUAGGAGCCGGCUGGGAUACGGCAAGACAAGACAGACUAAAAAAAGAUACCUGAAGGACGGACUUCCUUGAGCAGUGGCAUUGUCCCGUUCCUCUUGUCAAUUCCGGGGCGAGGCUCAGUGGCUUAGCUUCUCAAAUGAAUCACGGUUGUUAAGUGAAUUAGGCUCCCCCAUCGACAUUAUCAAUGACGAUCACACGAUCCUGGGACACUGCAGCCGUCAUAAACGUCAGCCUGCAGCUGUUCUAAGCGAAAUAAGUCACAUUUUUCAAUGCCCUUACGGGUAGUUCCUCGACUUACGACCACAGCGGAUCCCCCAAAUUUCUGUCGUUAAGCGAGACGUUCGUUUAAGUGAUUUUUGCCCCCACUUUACGACCUUUCCCGCCGCAUUUGUUAAGGGAAUCCCCGCAAUUCUUAAAUUAGUAACCUGGUUGUUAAGUGGAAUCUGGCCUCCCUCUUGACUUGGCUCAUCAGAAGGUCGGACUUUGGGACUGGGGAUGCUGCAGCGGUCGUCACUGUGAAAAACGGUCCUAAGUCGCGUUUUCCAGAGCCUGUUGUAACUCCGAACCGUCACUAAACGAACCGUUGUAAGUCGAGGACUACCUGUACAACUUUGAAGGGUGACUAAACGAAAGCUGAGGACUUCCCUGUAUAGGAGAGAGAGUGGGUGGGAUUGGCCAAUUCCAGGUGUGUGAACGAUGAACACUGUGCCGGAAAAUUUUACGGAUGGAUAGUCCGGCUCAUCAGACGCAUUUUGUGCGUUGUCAGUCGCACACCUGUGCGUGUGCGAAUAUGGAGAAGGAAAAUAUAUAUUAGCAGGGACUCGGUUCACGAAAGGUGAAACGUCACCUGUAAAAUGUAUAUAAAAUAAGCAGGAGGAGGGUUCCAAUUGGCAGGAAAGGCUAAAGCACUUAAAUCACCAUUGUAAAUCAAAAGGAAAAAAAAAAAGCUCUUUAUUCAAACGCAGUCAUGCAGCAUGAGAUUUGGGGGGGGAAAUAAUUUAACUUUGUUCUGGAUGUUUCUGUUAAAAAACGUUUAGCCGUGUUAAAUUUCUGGAUUUUUUUUUUUUUUUUCUUUAAACCAACACAAAAUCGCUCUGUGCAACAAAUGGAAACCAUCUCAGAUUUUUCUUUUUUUUAAUAGAAUGAAAGUAAUGUGGUGGUUUGGGGGAAAGAUAGAAUUGUGUACGGGGAGUCCUUGUUUAGCGGCUUCCUCGUUUAACGACCGUUUGAAGUUACCACAGUGCAAAACAAAACGAAAAACCCUUAACAACCAAAUCCUUUCAUUUACAACUUUCACAGUCUCUCUCUUGUUUUAUUUUUUUUACUUAUUUCUUUACCCAACGCCAAGAUGUCUUCUGAGAGGGGGAGAGAAAAAAAUCUUAGUUCGGCUGAAGGGAAUAUUAAGAAUAGCAAACAAACAAACAAACAAAAAAACACUGAACGAAGCACAAUGGCAGUUGUGCGGUUUUCACUUAAAUGGCUGCUUCGCUUAACGAUCAAGUUGCUGGUCCCAGCUGUGGUCGCUAAACGAGGACUGCCUGUAAUUUGAUUCUCUCGUAAAAUCUUUGGGCUUGCUCUAGUCUAGCAGAUAUAUAUACAAACGCAGCUAUUUAGAACUAUGAGUAACAGUCUGCUUAUUAUAUGAACAGCUAACGGGAUUUUAUGAAAUAAAGACCUACUCAUUGCUGACUUUUCA